Molecule: messenger RNA, 3052 nt
Organism: Toxotes jaculatrix (banded archerfish)
Lineage: Eukaryota; Metazoa; Chordata; Actinopteri; Toxotidae
Gene: pim3
Product: Pim-3 proto-oncogene, serine/threonine kinase
Exons: 6
Coding region: 388-1380 (330 amino acids)
Biological process (GO): negative regulation of apoptotic process; protein autophosphorylation; regulation of mitotic cell cycle
Cellular component (GO): cytoplasm
Molecular function (GO): protein serine/threonine kinase activity; ATP binding
Source: RefSeq, a predicted model, not a curated record
UCUUCAGGAUAACAAGACACUGCGGAGGGCCUUUAAACGCACUCUACGGUCGAUACGGCUGCUAUACACGUCGGAGUGUUUCGGUUUUUUUUAAUACCUAAGAGGACCGUUUUCGUCGGAGGUGCUUGAGCAGAGACACAGAAGUCAGAUUUCAUGCCGGUUUUCGGGAAACUGUGUACGACUUCACGGUCGUGACACGACUUUGACGGGCGCGGUGCGGCGGAGUUGGCGCACUGCUGGACUGGAUAUAUAUUAUUCGCUUGCAGCCAAGACGGUCCGCACCACCAUUUAAACUGCGCCUGAACUGACUUCUCCUCACACUAUAUUUGUUCUUCUGACUCUCAGCGGGUGAACAGGGAUCGUCUGCGCCGGCUUUUCAGCUCGAAUAUGUUGCUGUCAAAGUUUGGUUCAUUUUCGCAUAUUUGCAAUCCUUCAAGUAUGGACCAUCUACCAGUGAAAAUACAGAUCCAGCCGGUCAAGGUGGAAAAGGAGCCCUUCGAAAAGGUUUACCAGGUGGGAUCCGUGCUGGGCAGCGGGGGAUUUGGAACAGUGUACGCCGGCAGCCGGAUCUCUGAUGGCGCACCGGUUGCUGUGAAACACGUUGCAAAGGAGAGGGUGACAGAGUGGGGCACAAUUAAUGGAGCUAUGGUGCCUUUGGAAAUCCUGCUGCUGAAGAAGGUCAGCUCGUCUUUUCGCGGAGUUAUCAAAUUGCUGGACUAUUACGAGCGGGCGGACGGCUGGCUGAUCGUCAUGGAGAGGCCGGAGCUCGUCAAGGACCUUUUCGACUUCAUCACCGAGAAGGGCGCCCUGGACGAGGACACGGCUCGGGGCUUUUUCCGCCAGGUUUUGGAGGCGGUCAGACACUGCUACAGCUGCGGCGUAGUACACAGAGACAUCAAAGAUGAAAACCUGCUUGUGGAUCUACGCACCGGGGAGCUCAAGCUUAUUGACUUUGGCUCAGGCGCGAUUCUCAAGGACACGGUCUAUACCGAUUUCGAUGGUACAAGAGUGUACAGCCCACCGGAGUGGAUCCGCUUCCAUAGAUACCAUGGUCGCUCGGCGACAGUGUGGUCGCUUGGUGUGCUGCUGUAUGACAUGGUGUGUGGAGACAUCCCCUUCGAGCAGGACGAGGAGAUCCUCAGAGGGAGACUGUACUUCAGGAGGAGGGUUUCAGCCGAGUGCCAGCAGCUGAUCAAAUGGUGCCUGGCCCUGCGGCCCUCAGACCGACCCACCCUGGAGCAGAUUUGCGACCACCCCUGGAUGAGGGCGACGACUGAGUCGCCCAAGUCGCCAGAGGAGCCGGUAGCCGGUGACAUCCGCCUCAGGACCAUCGACACAGACUCUUCUUCAAGCACAAGCUCGAGCAAGGAGAGCCUCUGAGGAUGGCUCUGAUGGACUGAAAAGACUUUCUGGGGAAAGAAGGGGUGGGAAUGGAGGGAGUGAUAAUGGACUCAAGGCCAGCAGCCUGUAGCCCAAAUGGCCCAUCAGCGGCUGGGUGCUUGACUCCACUGGUCCGGCAAGAAAAAUGUACUUUAAUGUUCCUCUUUUUGUAGGGAAUUUCUAAUUUAUUACUAUUUGUUCUUCCUUAUUUCCCCCAUACCCUCUUUUUUUUCUUUCAGUUGAUUAUACUUGUUUCCUAAUGGGGAACAUUUUGCUGUUUGGGCGGUCUUACCAGCACUAUUUAUCCCCCCUCCCCUUAACUUUAUUUUACUCGUUUUGUUACUAGGCUGGUAUAUGCAGCUGGCAAGGCCCUCCUAUUCAGACAUGGCUGCUCUCAUAGAGCUUGGAGAAAAAAACCUUUUUAUUUAAAUGUUUUAAUUUUGAUUUUGGAGUGCCUUUUUUUGGAAAGCUGCUUUUCUGGGGGCUUUCGUCAACAACUCUGUUUUUCGGAUUUGCCCGUGGCCUGGCCGGUUAAGUUGCCUGUGCUGUGAUGGAAGGAGGGGUUUAGGCUUUCUUUUUUUUUUUCCCUUCCUCCUCCUCCUCUCCAUCACUGUAAGCCAACCAGCCCCCAGCCCAGAGGCUAAGAUAGCAUUAGAUAGGAGAGAAGGAGGUGGGGGCUCUUCCUGACAAUGUAAUACUUGAAACACACUCGACUCAACUCUGUGUCGCUCUCUUUAACGCUGCUCACUCACUCUAUAGCCUGAACAGGUGUUUGGAAACUGGAUCCUGUCUUUUCUGAAUGUCUACAAAAUGUCAACACACACACACACCUCCCUCCCCCCACCUUUUUCUCCUCCACCCAACUCCCCCAUGCCUGUUGUGGGGUGUGUGGCCCUCUCAACUUAUAUUUUCUUUUUGCCUCCCGCCAUCUCACUGCUUAAUCCUACAUGGCCCCUGCCCCUGGCCUCCCUCAGGGUUUGGGGUGUGAAAUGCACAAUCAAUGCAAUAUUCAUGGACUCAAUUAUGUUUUGUUUUUUGUGUUUUUCUUUUUUUUUUUUUUUUUUUAAUUCAACAAAUAUUGUACAGCGUGUAUUAUUUUUUCUCUUUUUGUGUGUGUACAUUUUUUUUCUUCCCCUUUGCAUUAAUUUAUUUGUAAACAUGUAGACAUUCCACACUCUGUGGCUAUUUAUUUAUUUAUUGUCUCUGCUUAAAAUCCCCCCCUAAAAAUUUGCAUAUCCUACUUGGCCUUUGGUUUGCAUUCCUAUAACUUAUUUCUACAUUUCAACAUGAUUUUUUUUUUUUUGUUUUUUGUUUUUUGUUUUUUUUUUUUAGAUGUGGAGGAUGCACUGAAGCAGUUGUCGAUGUAAAGCAGAAUAAAACAAGUUUACUUAAAUUUGAAAAGAGCAUUUGAAUGUUAUUUAAGUACUUAAAAAAAAAAUUGGUAGUGUUGAAUGGCUAAGUAUCAGAGAAAUCCAUCUGGUUUCUGUGCUGUCAAGAUUAAUUUGAGUUCUAUGGGAAGCUAAACAACGGGUGAAACAGCUUUUGUAGUUGUCACAUAGCCUCAUAUUGGAGACCUUUCAGUUUAGCGGUGUGACUUGUGGCUGUGAAGGAUGGAUAUUGCUAUUUUUUGAUACCGAAGUUUCAAUUAAAUUCCCAUUUUUAUGUACAGAAA